This is a messenger RNA of Ochlerotatus camptorhynchus, 1275 nucleotides long. RefSeq lists its product as uncharacterized. The transcript is spliced from 4 exons. Lineage: Eukaryota; Metazoa; Arthropoda; Insecta; Diptera; Culicidae. Gene Ontology annotation, cellular component: membrane. The record is from RefSeq and is a predicted model, not a curated record. Gene Ontology annotation, molecular function: ligand-gated monoatomic ion channel activity. The coding region runs from base 1 to 1275 and encodes 424 amino acids.
AUGCUGAUCAUUAUGACAGGCAUUCAUCAUUUAAUCACUGCUCUCAACUUUAAACAUAGCCUCGACAGGGAUGAUGCACAGCCACCAAUUGAAAAAUCCAUAUUCGAUAUAAUUUCCAUUUAUCUGGAUCAAGGAAUUUUUCCGAACUCAAUUUCGUCAUCAUAUCGGGUUCUGAUAUCGUUUAUACUGUUGUCAGGAGUUGUACUAAGCAACUCAUAUGCUAGUGGGUUGGCAAGCGUGCUGACUGUUCCCAGAUAUGGAAAGCCUAUAGAAACAAUUCAUGACUUCGUUCAAACACCUUACCGAUGGGGAGCCCCAGCCAUUGCUUGGGUUCUAUCUCUGUUUGGAGCUGAUGCACGCGAUAUCCAAAUGGUAGUGGAAAAAUUCGACAUUGAUGAAGACGAUCAUCUUUACCGACGAGCAUUGGCAGGCGACUACGGACUUGGAGUGGAACUUCUCAAUGGUGGCAGCUAUGCUUUCGGAUCCUACAUUCGCGAGGACAACGUUCGGUCGUUUGAUAUUUUGAAAGAAGAGUUCUAUUUUACCUACACCAUCGGAUACUCUCAGAGAGGAUGGCCACUGAUGGAGUAUUUCAACAAGUUCAACCUUGAGGCAAUCCAAUUUGGAUUUGUGAUCCAAUGGGAGAAACGGACGAUGAGAAAGUACUUGAGCCAUCGUGUUCAGGAAGCGUUACAACAGAUUUCCUCCGGAAAUAACGAGGGUGAAGAGCUUGCCCCAUUGACCACGCAACAUAUUGUGGGAUCGAUGAUUAUUUUGGGCAUUGGAUUGUCGGCAGCGUUAGUGGUUUUCGUUUUGGAAUUAAUUUUAUUUGCUUUGAUAUCUCGUUAUGAGAGGCUGCAUGGGAAAAGUUCAAACACAAAAGUUACACGCAACACAAAAUCGGCCUUUCUGAUGGCCAAGUGGCUGUUCGGCGAAGCGGGCAAUAUGCAACUGAAACCGCCCGAGGCGGGAGGUGGUUGCUUCAAUGAUUCUGCCUGGGAAAUUCCGAGCCCCGUUCCAGUUGGCAGUACUAUUGACGAUCGAAGUCAGCUCGAGGAUGAAGAAUUGCUGGAUAUCAACCCGGCGGAGCUGGUCGAGUGCUGGUAUUCCGACGAUGAGCAAGAGGAGGAGGAGACAGAUACAAUUGGAGCAGGAGGAGGAGGAAAAAUGACUUGCAGCCAUAACUUGCAAGGCCAUCGGUUCAAGAAGCUGCAUCACAAGAAAACCAAAGGAAUAAAAGGACAAAUUCUGAAAGCCAUCUCCACUAUCGGCUGA